AGAAAAAAUGAAAAUGACUGUAAUGGAGUCUUAGAGAAAGUGAAAAAUUCUCAUCGCAAGAAUUUGCUGAAAAAAGCCAAACUUUCAUUGUUUAAAAAUAGUACAAAGUCCAAAACAGCUAAACCACUGAAUCAAUUGACAAAUGUCAAUUCAAAUGAAACCAAUGAAUUUCAAGAAAAGCCGUUCUCUGUACAGAGAUUACCCCCAAAAAGAAAACUUGAAAAUGUUAGCAGUUCUGUUGAGAUUGGACAAAGUUCUGCAAACUUAGAUGCAGGGGAGGUAACUGUUCCAAGGAAGACUUCAGGAAUUGCUUCCCCUUCAUUUGUCUCAACAGAGUCAAAAUCAAAUAUUGAUAGUGAUGAAGAAAAUGAAGAUUCUCAGCAGAAAUGUCCAACAUGUCAAAGGGGCAUAACUUCAUCACAAUUUCAAGCUCACAUUCUUCAGUGUUUAAAGCAAUUUUCAUUGGUCAAAAAAACAAGUAGCCAAGAAGAAGUAUUUAGAGGUAAUGAAGGGGCGGAUGAAUAUCAAAUGUGUCAGAUUUGUCAGAAGGAUAUUAAACAUAUGAACUCGACCAGACGGACUCAACAUGUCAACCGUUGUAUAGAUAAGAAGGAAGAAGACGGCAAAGAAGAAGCAGAGAUGAAGAAAUUGUUGGAAGUAGCUAAAACAGCAAUAUUGGAUUGUCCAAUUUGUGGUAAACCACUGAAGACUACUCAAUCUCGCAAUACUCACAUGAAGAAAUGUGCCAUUGUAUACAGCGUACCAAUGGACAGAUUAUUGGUAUUAAUAAAAGAUCAAGAAGAACAGCGUAAAAUACAGGUGACUGCUGGGAUACUGCCAACUACUGUCAGAAUUAAAACGACGAAAUCGAAAUCAACAAAUCAACAGAAAAUAUCAACAAAAAAACUACCAAAAACUAAAUCUGAUGAAGAUAUCCAACUGGCCAUAGCAUUAUCUAAAUCUAUAUUAGAACAACAGAAAAUACAAGAUCAGGUCAUCACAGGUCAAAAUAAAAACAAUCCUGGUAAAAAGUCAAGAAACAAGAAAAAUAAAAUAGAAGAGAUUCCAUUGAUAUUACAACUCAGUAAAGAACAAGCUAAAGAUCGUAUUGCUAAUAAACUUACACGGUUAAUUAUUCCACAGUCAAGUCAAGAUGAAAUCUAUGCAACUCCCCCUGGUGGCAGUAAUUUAGAAGGAAUCUCUGUACCAUCAACUGUAUAUAAGUCAACUAAUUCUGCAGACCUAAAGCCUCGUUUAUGGAAUGAGAGUAAUUUGAUGGACACAACAUCCAACGUGGAAAGAUUUUACGUCACAGCUCUCAUGCCAACUGUAACUAUAGCAACAGUUAAAGCAGGAAGUAAGCUGAAAAGGCUGUCAGAAAUCCCAGGACGCAGAAGUUCUUUAGAGUUAGAGAGAGAGAAAGAGUUAAAGUUGCAAGAGCAGAUGACAGAAAGGUUGUCAGAACAGCAUAACUCUAAAGAACUGUCUCCAGCUACCAGUAAAUCUUCAACCAAUCAAGUCAGUUCUUCUCCACCAAUAACUCAAACAGGCACCAUACUAGCUCAACUUGCAGCUGAUGCAGAUGCAACCAGUGGUCAUCUUGAAUCUGUCAACACAUCCUCACCUUCAAAUGAAGCCCUGCAUUGUAGUGGAUUUUGUCCUGAAAAUCCUUUGGAAAUUCCUGUUGAUAUUCAGAAAUCAACAUUUGAUAACCUUCAGUCAUCUCUUCUACCAUUGGUUAAUUCUCAAAUAUUCACAGAUGUUACCAUAGUAACAAGAGAUCAGAAGAUUCCUGCUCAUAAAAUAUUCCUUUAUACAAGAUGUCCGAAAAUAAUGGAGCAAUUAUCCCUGGAUGGAACCACUAUAGAUAUGUCUACUUAUAAUGAGGAGGUUAUAUUAUCUAUAUUAACCUUUAUUUAUUCUGGUACCAUUCAUCUUUAUCCUGGCAGUAUUCAAGAUGUUUUAGAUCUAUCGACAUUACUUGGUUUAUCUCAGCUGGCAAAUAUCUGUAAAUCUGUGAUCGAUUUAAAGAAAAAUCAGCCAGUCACUGAAGAACCUACUGAAGAUCAGCAACUGGAUAUCCUGGAACAAACGUUAUGGAGCUCUUCAGACAGUGAGGAUGAGGUUGAAGGUCAUGCAGAGGGAGAUGAAGUUGAAGGUCAGGAAGAUGCUGAAGAAGAUGACUGGAGAGAAAUGUUUUACACGCAACGAGAAAAAUUACGCAAACAAUCGACAGAGCAAAAAGAAGACAGCGAAAGUGAUGAUUUUGAUGAGAUCAUGGAUGUCGAAACUGAUGAGAAGUCAGAUAAUGGAAACUUUGAUGAAGAGACAACCGUAUUGAACCAUAUGGAAAUAAAAAAUAAAAGGGAAUUAUUUAAAAAGCGGUUAAAAAUGAGGAGUGAUAUAAGUGAUGAUGAACAAAAAGGAAUUUUAAAAAUGUCUUCUGAGAAUUCUGAAGUUGUGAAUAAAUUGUUAAUCGAUGUCAAAUCUUCCGUUGAAAGAAAGGUGGAAGACAUGAAUGUUGAUACUGAAAUAAUGUCCACAGUAUCCCAGCAUACAAUUUCUAGCACAUCCAACAAUGGCUGUACAUAUCUAACAAAAACUGAUAGAACUGUUAAACUGAAGGACGAUAUUCAGAUUUUUGAUCAUCAGCAUGUUGAUGAAGUUCCUAGUGAUUCAGACAAAGUUAAGGACGAUAUUCAACUUUUGGAACAUGAGCAUGUUGAUGAAUUUUCUGUUGAUUCAGACAUGGAGUUUGAAGAAGAAUUGAAAGUUUUAGACCUGGCUGAAGUAGCACCAGGAAGUUUAGUAAAUAAAAGUGAAUAUAUUGACACUAAUUCAAGUAGUGAUGGAGAAAUUAAAUUAGAUAAUGACAAAAAUCCUUCAUCCAUUCCUUUGCAGUUGAGUACAAUAAUUUUGAAUGAACAAAAGUCAGAUUCUCCUAUUUUAAAUUAUUCCCCCCAAAAAUAUUUUAGUAGUGUGGUGGACAAAGACAAAAUUCUAGAAACAGGAAACCAUCAAGAUAAACAGUUUUCUCUGAUAACAACAAAUUUUUCUCAGAAUUUUGAGAUGAGUGAAGAUGAAACAGAUGAUCAUGACCUUUCAGUCAAAUUUGUUCCGUCAUCACCAAUAAAUAAAAAUUUGAACAUGUCUCAGAACUUUGCGUCAAGCAGUGAUGAGAAUAACGUAAGCGAUCGACAUAAAAGUAAUGAAAAUUCGUUCUCACCAGUUGAUACAAAUUUAAACUUUUCUCAGAAUUCUGCGUCCAGCAAUGAGGACAAUAAUCCACAAGAUAAACAUGAAAACAGUGAUAGGCUCUCUUCUCCAGUUAUUACAAAUUUAAAUGUUUCCCAGAAUAAUGAACUUCCCGUGGAUGAUGAAAAUAUUGCAGAUGAACUUAACUUUUCUAAACAAGAUUUCAGUUGUGAUAAUGCUGAAUUUAUUGAUGAUGAAAAAACUGAAGGUGACAAAUCUUCUUCACCUGUUAUUGCAAAUUUAAAUUUUUCCCAGCAUUACGAAUCAAGCGAAGAAAAUACAGCUGAAAGACAUGAGGCAGAUUCGCCGAUUAUUCCAAACCAAAAUUUCUCACAGGCACCAAGUAUUUGCACAGGUAGCGUUUUUAAUUUUGAUCCCAGCCAAUGUCCCGUUAGUGAUGAUGAACUUUUCAGUGAUGAAGAAAUAAACAGUCCCCACACAAAUUGUAUUAAAAUAGAUAAAACAGACAAGGGAGAUAACUCUGCUGAAUUUAUGGAAAGAGGAGAUAACUCUCAAGUACAUCCUGCAGAUGUUGUACAAAAACAAACUGAAAAGGGUAAAGAGAUGAAUGACAGAAAACUGAACAUAUCUGAUGAGAUAUUACAUGAAAGUUUGCCAAAGGAUGCAGACAAUGCCAGUGCCUUAGAAGAAAACUCUAUAGAGAAUCCAAUUCUUUUGACAGAUUCAGAUGGUGACUGCAAUUCUCCUACCAGAAACACAAAUUCUGAAUUAUUGGAAGUCAAUAAAUCUCCUUCCAACUCUCGUUGUGUUAAUCAAACAAAAAAAUACCAAACAUCCCCGAGUAAAUUGAGAUUAGUGUCUGUGAAUAAACAUGGUAGCCCUAUUUCAUUGGCUGCACAAAAAUCACAUCAGCCAAUCACUGGUGCUUAUAAAUCUCCUAAAAAGGUCAUUGAUAAAUUAUCACAUGAAGCUGAGCGAAGAAUAGCCAAGAAAGUUGGAGGAUUUAAAUUUAAAAAGGGAAAACCGAGAAAAAAUUUGUCGAAAGAUAUCAGUGAAACAAGUGAUAGUGAUUCUCAUCCUGGGUCGAAGGUCAGUCACAAUGUAUUAGGGUCAGAGUUCACUGAUACAGAUAAAGAUUGUUCUAAAAAUAGAUUAUCAGACAGUCCAUCUGUAAGAUAUACAGUAGCAGAUAAAAUUAAAGGAUCUUCGCCAAAUUUAUCAAUAUUAAAAAAGCAAAAAAGUUUGCCAAAUGUACAAAUGCCGUCAAAUAAAUUAUAUCAAGUGUCGACAUCGAAUAAUAUGUUGUCUAAUGAAACAAUGGGUCAUUAUUGUUCUGUGAAUGAACUUGAUUCAGCGUAUAUCAAGCCUGUUAGUGAUAACCGCACACAAUCACCUUCCUCUCCUAGCAACAGCAACAUAAAGGUGAACAAAGUGACAAAUUCGUCGGUUUUAGGACAAAAUAAUGAUGAUAGAAAUUAUCUUGGUAAUUCCUUUAGUGAAAAAGACAAAACAAAAUUAUCCAAUCGCCCGUCAGUAUCAGUAUCUCGACACAUGAUUAAAACUGACUCUAAUGAAAGUGAUCAAGAAGUGACCAAUGACCAUCAAAAUAACAUGGUUGUUAGGAAUGAUGAGAAUGUAAACGCUGGUGGUGAUUCCGAUGUAGAAAUAUUAAGUGAAAAUUUAGUAGAAAAAAGUAAUGACUAUUCACAUUCUCCCAAGUUUGGUAAAAGUUUGAAGUCCCAGAUGUCAAAGCAAGGAUCAAGUAAUGUAGAGGAUGUUAACUUGAAUUCAGGUAUAGAAGAUGAUGUAUGGGAAGGUUUUGAUGAUAUCGGUUAUAAUGAAGAUGAUGUUUAUUGUGAUCCACCAUCUCCUUCAAAACAUCAGGCUUCUUGUGAUGAUGAAGAAAGGGAGAUAACUGAAGAAGAAGCAGAAGUGAUGGAAAUGGGUGAAGAUUUAAAUGACAGUGCAUUAUGGGAAGAUAAUAAUGAACCACCGAUCAGUGUUUUGACCAAUGUAACACCAGGGACAAAUUUUAAAACUCCAACAGUUAGUGAAAGUUGUAAGAAAAAACGAAGAAAGAAAAAUUGGGUCCCACCAUCACCAUUUACACCCAUACCAGAUUAUCCUACAAUGAACACACCUCAACUAAAGAAACAUAUAGACAAAUAUGGUUUACGACCAGCAUGUAAGAAGAGGAUGGUGACAGUUCUAACACAGAUUUAUAGUCAGACACAUCAAUAUGAAACAGAUAGUGACUGUGAUCUGGACGAAGAAAAAUUGAAGAGAAUAAAGCAGGCAGAGAUUGAAGCUGCAGCCGCAACAUCCUUAAAACCUGGUCAGAAAUCGGGAAAAAAUAGCAAAAAGUCAACUAAACAACCAGUCAAAGGAAAAAAGAUGCAACAAGUUAAAAACAAAAAAGUUGAUAUUUUACCAGAGGCUAGCUGUAGUGAUGAUCAACUCUCUUCUUCACAGAGUUCAGAUAUCAGUGAUUUGCCUGAAGAAAGUUUUAUAGCUGGUCCAGAGGAGGAUGAUGAUGAUUCUUCUGUUCCUACAUCACAGAAGUGCAAUAAAGAAGAAUUAUUUAAGAGAUUAUCCAACUUUAUCCAGGAUAGUUCUAAACUAUAUACACAAGUCCUCACAUAUCAGCCGGUUGAGAUAGAUGUCUUAAAGAAGGAUUUAACUGAUGUAGGACUGAAAUGUUCCAUGGAUAAAUUAUUAGAAUUCCUGGAUGAAAAGUGCAUCAACUUCACAAUGAAAAACAACAACAAAAGAAAACCUCGAAAGCAACGUGGACGAGUGAAAGUAAAGAAAGUGAAACCUGUAGCUGAUGUUUAAAUAUAAAUAUCUUGUGUGAAACUUUUGAUUGAGAUCCAAAUUCAGUCAUAUAGGCUGUGUUUCAAAAAGGACAUCAAUAGUUUGUGCAUUGAAAGUGAUGGAAAGAGUUACAAAAUUUACAUAAAUAAUAUACACUCCCCAGUUGAGGGAGACUCCCCAAGGGGAAAAAUUGUAUGUUGUACGUGGGUGUUUACAGUACAUCUUAUGGGAAUCUUUGGUAUUACAACUCAAAAGUCGCUGAUUGUUAUUUCAGAAAUUUCGGAUCCUUUGCAAACGACAAUAUUGUGAAAGUGGAAACUCUAAAAUUAAUAUCAGUUUCAAAACAGUUUCAUUCCUUUUAGUAUUCACAAAGAUAAUUAUGAUGAAUGAAAAAUUUUCCAACUUUCAACAUCCUUUGCAGACAAUGAUAUAAACAAACCAGAUGAUAUAAACAAACCAGAUGAUAGAUUGAUAUAAACAAACCAGCGGAACCUAUAAAUUUUUGAUGGGCCCCUGUUUUAUCCGAUUGAAUCCAAGAACAGAGAUUAUAUUUUGUUUUCUUAAUUAUCUGUUAAAUAUUCAGUUGGAGUAUAUUAUAGUGUGGAUGAAGCUGUAAAAAAUGAAAUAUUUCCCGAAAAUAAUACACGAUCAGGGAUCUGUGAUUUGAAUGAAAACAUCCCCUGAUUUGAGAAACCAUUUUUGUGAAAUUAGAAGAUGUUAAAGAAGUGAGAGAAUUGAUAGUUAUUUCUGUUUAAGAAUGGUAGUGAUAUUAUUUGUGAUUUACAAAUGUCAGACCCUACUGAAAUACAUUAUCAGACAUUUUGAUGGAGUAUUAAUAAUAUCAACCCCCCCCCCCCCAAAUGACAAAUAAGUGCUAGACAAAAAGAUUGGCACCAGAGGGAUUGUGCCAGACAAAGCAUGAAUUUGUUGCCAGUAUUUGAUUGUAUAUAUAGAAGCACUGUUAUUGUAUUAAAAUCUUUUUCCUUAGUA
Molecule: messenger RNA, 7020 nt
Organism: Patella vulgata (common limpet)
Lineage: Eukaryota; Metazoa; Mollusca; Gastropoda; Patellidae
Exons: 22
Coding region: 529-6051 (1840 amino acids)
Biological process (GO): DNA replication; interstrand cross-link repair; resolution of meiotic recombination intermediates
Cellular component (GO): Slx1-Slx4 complex; nucleus
Molecular function (GO): enzyme binding
Source: RefSeq, a predicted model, not a curated record